Homo sapiens (human) is the source of this 2828-nucleotide messenger RNA. It is a transcript of the gene TRIM27, whose product is annotated as tripartite motif containing 27. NCBI's taxonomy places the organism in Eukaryota, Metazoa, Chordata, Mammalia, Primates, Hominidae. Gene Ontology annotation, molecular function: ubiquitin protein ligase activity; zinc ion binding. Gene Ontology annotation, biological process: protein ubiquitination; suppression of viral release by host; positive regulation of DNA-templated transcription. The record is from RefSeq and is marked reviewed. Gene Ontology annotation, cellular component: mitochondrion; PML body; cytoplasm.
ACGCUGCCGCCGGCAUCCGCUCGGACGCGGCCACGUUGUCUUGCGCGCUUUGCCCGCCUGGCCCUGGGACUCUGACCCUCGGCUACCCUUUCCUGCCCCACUAGCGUGGCCGCGAGCCUCGGUGAGCCGGCCGUAUUCCCGCUCUCGCUUAGGGGGCACAGGCGCAGGCAUCGGCCCGGCCACUCCAAGCCUUCGGUGCGCGGGCGCGUCUGGGAUACGGGCCCGGGAGGCGCCGCCCUCCGUCCGCCCGGUGCCUCUCAGGAACAGCGAACCGGAGAGAGCGCCGGAGAGUUGGGCUCAGUGCGGAGCUCGGCGCCGGGGCCCAUGCCCGUGCGCCCCCGCAGGCCGGCGCCAUGGCCUCCGGGAGUGUGGCCGAGUGCCUGCAGCAGGAGACCACCUGCCCCGUGUGCCUGCAGUACUUCGCAGAGCCCAUGAUGCUCGACUGCGGCCAUAACAUCUGUUGCGCGUGCCUCGCCCGCUGCUGGGGCACGGCAGAGACUAACGUGUCGUGCCCGCAGUGCCGGGAGACCUUCCCGCAGAGGCACAUGCGGCCCAACCGGCACCUGGCCAACGUGACCCAACUGGUAAAGCAGCUGCGCACCGAGCGGCCGUCGGGGCCCGGCGGCGAGAUGGGCGUGUGCGAGAAGCACCGCGAGCCCCUGAAGCUGUACUGCGAGGAGGACCAGAUGCCCAUCUGCGUGGUGUGCGACCGCUCCCGCGAGCACCGCGGCCACAGCGUGCUGCCGCUCGAGGAGGCGGUGGAGGGCUUCAAGGAGCAAAUCCAGAACCAGCUCGACCAUUUAAAAAGAGUGAAAGAUUUAAAGAAGAGACGUCGGGCCCAGGGGGAACAGGCACGAGCUGAACUCUUGAGCCUAACCCAGAUGGAGAGGGAGAAGAUUGUUUGGGAGUUUGAGCAGCUGUAUCACUCCUUAAAGGAGCAUGAGUAUCGCCUCCUGGCCCGCCUUGAGGAGCUAGACUUGGCCAUCUACAAUAGCAUCAAUGGUGCCAUCACCCAGUUCUCUUGCAACAUCUCCCACCUCAGCAGCCUGAUCGCUCAGCUAGAAGAGAAGCAGCAGCAGCCCACCAGGGAGCUCCUGCAGUGGCUCACACCUCAGACAAAUGGGGAGAAACUCCAAGAAUUAAGAGAGGCUCAGUUAUACUCAGUGGACGUGACUCUGGACCCAGACACGGCCUACCCCAGCCUGAUCCUCUCUGAUAAUCUGCGGCAAGUGCGGUACAGUUACCUCCAACAGGACCUGCCUGACAACCCCGAGAGGUUCAAUCUGUUUCCCUGUGUCUUGGGCUCUCCAUGCUUCAUCGCCGGGAGACAUUAUUGGGAGGUAGAGGUGGGAGAUAAAGCCAAGUGGACCAUAGGUGUCUGUGAAGACUCAGUGUGCAGAAAAGGUGGAGUAACCUCAGCCCCCCAGAAUGGAUUCUGGGCAGUGUCUUUGUGGUAUGGGAAAGAAUAUUGGGCUCUUACCUCCCCAAUGACUGCCCUACCCCUGCGGACCCCGCUCCAGCGGGUGGGGAUUUUCUUGGACUAUGAUGCUGGUGAGGUCUCCUUCUACAACGUGACAGAGAGGUGUCACACCUUCACUUUCUCUCAUGCUACCUUUUGUGGGCCUGUCCGGCCCUACUUCAGUCUGAGUUACUCGGGAGGGAAAAGUGCAGCUCCUCUGAUCAUCUGCCCCAUGAGUGGGAUAGAUGGGUUUUCUGGCCAUGUUGGGAAUCAUGGUCAUUCCAUGGAGACCUCCCCUUGAGGAGGUGAAUUCAGGCCAAAAGGGCUGUUGGCUGUAAUCCUACGCCAGGCACAAGGCAUCUUGUUGCCUUGCCACGUCCUGUCACAGCUGGGUAUCCUUACCAUGUUCCACGCCCUUGCAGUGGGAGACAGGAUGUCCAUGUUCUCUACCAUCCUUUUCCUUCCCAUGCAGAUUGUGAAAUGUAAUGAGAUGUAUCAAGAUAUCCUAGAAAUAAAAACCAGAUGUCCACCUCCAGUGUUUCAUACUUUCUGGUUUUACACAUCGCUGGAGGGAUAAAGAGUAUGGAUAAUCUUUGGAUUUGGAGAGCCGUUCAAGAUACUUCCAGCUUCUUGGCUCAGCCUGGCUUCCUCUGGUUCAGCCCCACAUAAUGAUUAUGGCUAUUUGCUGUCAUUUCUGGGCUAGGGCUCCUUUCUAACAACCUAGACUGGAAUAAGGCCCUGUCAGCAUGGCUCCCUUUAUCCCAGUUUUCCGUCUGGGAACAGUACCUCUGCCCCUGAUUCCCAAUGUGCCAUAGUUUUAUUAACUCCAUUAAAGAAGCCUGUAUGUGUUUUGGUUAGUUACAGUUAUUUUACAAUAAUGGUGGGUAAUGGCCCCACCUCUGUUAUGAGAUAAUGUUCUAAUCAAUGUCUCUGCCUUUGUAUCUUUUCUGAGGGCUUUGUCUGUUCUCUUCAUUCUAAUGAAAGGUGUAUUCUAGUGCUGGGUGCAUAUCAUCCAGGAUAAUAUUCUGCCCAACUCCAUCCUCUGUUACUAGAUCCCUUACCAGUCACAUUUGUGGACUGGUGGCCAGUCGUAUACCAUCCCUGGAAGGAUUCUGGGACAAUAUUCCAGGGAUUCAUUGACUUCUUGGCUCCUUUUCUCCAUUUCCUUUGGGGGAAGGGGGAAUUGACCAUGCUUAAGUGCAUCCUAUCAAGGGGCAGCUCCGUCCCCAUGGCCAUUGGAUCAUGAGACACUCUGAAGUCAGAAGGCUGGGGCAGAUCACUUCAAGCAAGCCCCCAUGAUGGUUCUCAGUCCUGCUUCUCUGUGGGUACGUGCCCCUCUGUUUAAAAAUAAACUGAAUAUGGAUGUUUA